This is a messenger RNA of Malus domestica (apple), 1593 nucleotides long. Lineage: Eukaryota; Viridiplantae; Streptophyta; Magnoliopsida; Rosales; Rosaceae. The record is from RefSeq and is a predicted model, not a curated record.
UAUAAAUAGGUGGCCCAAAACCCCCAACCAGUGAGAUCAGAAAGCGACAGGUUUUUUUAUGCCACUGUGAGAGUCCAAACAUCACUCGCCGGAGCUCCUCCUCCUCCGCCCUCGCGGCUCCCGGAAUUCAUCAAGACGCUCAAGCUCUCAGCGGAGCAUGCUCUCAGCACGUUUUUAUGUGUCCAGAUGAUAUUAUGACGGGUCAAAAGAAGUCUGCAAAUGAUGCUCAUGAAGUAUUCACCUGUGAUGAUGACAUCCUACAUGAGAUCCUACUCCGUCUGCCAGAGAAAUCUGUUUUCAGUUUAAUACUCGUAUCGAAGAGGUGGCUUCAUGUGAUAUGUAGCCCUUCUUUUCGAUGUGAUUACCAUGCUCGAUGGAAAGUAAAUUAUCAUCUUUUGGGCUUCUUUGUGUGCAACCAUCUUUACCUCGGAAUAUCUAAAUAUGGCAUGCGGCGGCCCCUAACAGAGCCCGCAAUUCAUUUUUUGUCAGCCUGUGAGGAAGGUGAUAAUCUAAUGGUUUCUGCACCCAAACAGCUUGGUUACUUUCUUGGCACUUCCAAUGGCCUACUUCUUUUUGGCCGCCAUCCAAUGACAUAUACGGUGUGGAACCCAGUCAGCAAACAGCUAUGCAAACUUCCUCAACCUCAGCAGUUCUAUCAAAGUUUGUGCAUGGCAUUCCUCACUGUCGAAGAUGACUGUUUUAAUGACGCAGUCCACUACAAGGUUAUUCGGGCAAAAUGUAACUGCAGACGGGAAUCUAAAACUGUCUCCAUUGAGACUUACUCUUCAAUCAGCGGUACAUGGAAGCAUUUCACUCUCACUUGCUCUUCAACAUUUGCAUUGCGUCCUUGGAGAGAGGCUACUGUAGUUAAUGGUAUCCUACACUGGUUUGCAACCCAGGGAAACCUAGCCAUUUAUGAUCCACGUCUUGGAAACAGGCGUAUAAAUCUGCUUAAAUUACCAGAAGGGAGGAUUUCUCAAGAUUAUGAUGAGUGCGUUCUUGGGCAUUCUUCAGAUGGGCUUUUGCAGUAUGGUCAGAGCAGUACGUCUGGCGUGGAAAUAUGGGUUCUCGAGGCCGGAGAAAGUAGUUUCUCAUCGAUCAGCACAGGCAAUGUGCAGUCACAGAAGAAGUGGAAUUUGAGGUACAGACUCGGUUUCAAGGCGAUGUGGAAGCAGAAUCCAGACCAUGGAAAGCAUUCGAAAGAAGCUAAACUUAUGGCAUUCCUUCAUCAGAAUUCCGAGUAUAUCUUCAUAAGAGCUGGAUGGAACAUAUAUUUCUUCCACCUGAAAAGCCAGAAGCUUAAAGAGAUUCGAUAUCUUGGUCGUGACCCUUCGAUUCAAUGGGAUGACAGCACAGUGGUGCCUUUCUAUAGACCGUCUUGGCCACGCUCUUCUUUAUGUCCCUGGAUGUAGACUACGGCUUGCUGAAUUGCCAUUUCCGACGAGCAAACUGUUUGAAAAUCUGUAUCAAAUGGAUCCCUGUCGUGCCUUGGGUUUCAUUUGAAUUUUUCGUUCUGCGGUUUGAGAUGUUCGUGUAUAUGUGUCAGACGGUGUUUUUUAUUUUUCGUUAAGGCUUUGUUGUUGUUUGCGAACA